This is a messenger RNA of Pelobates fuscus (common spadefoot toad), 2766 nucleotides long. It is a transcript of the gene FUT8, whose product is annotated as fucosyltransferase 8. Gene Ontology annotation, cellular component: Golgi cisterna membrane. Bases 303 to 2039 code for a protein of 578 amino acids. The transcript has 10 exons. Gene Ontology annotation, biological process: protein N-linked glycosylation. Lineage: Eukaryota; Metazoa; Chordata; Amphibia; Anura; Pelobatidae. Gene Ontology annotation, molecular function: protein binding; glycoprotein 6-alpha-L-fucosyltransferase activity. The record is from RefSeq and is a predicted model, not a curated record.
CACUCCCCGCCCUCCCUCCUCCCUCCCAGCUCGGCUGUACCUCUCCCCUCCUCACCAUAGCUGGGUACAGGGAGGGCUUCCUGUCUGCACCGCACAGAGGGUCUCUGUCUGUCCGAGCAGGGCACCGGUUGGAGGACCGCCGCAAGAGACUGUAGAAAGGCAGAGCCUCUAAGAAAAUGGAUUUCACACUGAAAAGGUUGUGACCAGUGGACGGUUGGAUAUUAGUCACAUAGAGAACAAGAAUAAGGAUAAGCUAUGUUUCAUUCCUGAGAAAAGACCCUUAAAAAGGGUUGGUGUUGAAGAUGCGACCAUGGACUGGUUCCUGGCGUUGGAUUAUGCUCAUCCUUUUUGCUUGGGGGUCAUUACUGUUCUAUAUCGGUGGACAUUUGGUAAGAGAUAAUGACAACCCAGACCACUCCAGUAGAGAAUUAUCGAAGAUACUGGCAAAACUUGAACGAUUGAAACAGCAAAAUGAAGACUUGAGACGAAUGGCAGAAUCCCUCAGGAUACCAGAGGGCCCAGCCGAACCAGGUGCCGCAGCAGGGAGAAUACGAGCAUUAGAGGAACAACUUUUAAAGGCCAAAGAGCAGAUAGAGAUGUAUAAACAACAAUCUAGCAGUGCUGUGACUGGUAUGGGAAAAGACCAUGAAAUCUUAAGAAGAGCAAUUGAAAAUGGAGCCCAGGAAUUCUGGUAUUUUGUCCAGAAUGAAGUAAAGAAGUUAAAAAAUUUGGACAGAAACGAACUCCAAAGACAUGUGGAUGAAAUAUUGGUUGACAUGGGUCAUCAACAAAGAUCAGUGAUGACAGAUUUAUACUACCUCAGUCAAGCAGAUGGUGCAGGUGAUUGGCGAGAGAAAGAGGCCAAAGAUUUGACAAAUCUGGUGCAAAGAAGAAUUACCUAUCUACAGAACCCGAAGGAUUGCAGCAAAGCCAAGAAGCUUGUAUGUAACAUCAACAAAGGCUGUGGCUAUGGCUGCCAGCUGCACCAUGUUGUCUAUUGUUUCAUGAUUGCAUUUGGAACACAACGAACACUGAUCCUGGAAUCCCAGAGCUGGAGAUAUGCCACUGGUGGAUGGGAAACUGUAUUUAAGCCCGUCAGUGAGACUUGUACCGACAGAUCUGGUUCCUCCACAGGGCACUGGUCAGGUGAAGCACAUGAUAAAGAUGUUCAAGUUGUAGAAUUGCCUAUUGUUGACAGCCUCCAUCCAAGGCCACCAUACCUUCCACUCGGAGUUCCAGAAGACCUUGCAGAUCGUUUAAUUGGUUUACAUGGUGAUCCUGCUGUUUGGUGGGUUUCACAGUUUGUCAAAUAUUUGAUCAGGCCUCAACCAUGGUUGGAGAAGGAGAUUGAGGAAGCUACAAAAAAACUGGGGUUCAAACAUCCAGUGAUUGGGGUUCAUGUCAGAAGAACAGAUAAAGUUGGCACUGAAGCAGCUUUCCACCCAAUUGAAGAAUACAUGGUCCAUGUAGAAGAACAUUUCCAGCUUCUUGCAAGACGAAUGCGGGUAGACAAAAAGCGUGUUUACUUGGCAACAGAUGACCCAGCUUUAUUGCAAGAAGCAAAAUCAAAGUAUCCGCAAUAUGAAUUUAUUAGUGAUAAUUCAAUAUCCUGGUCGGCUGGUUUGCAUAACAGAUACACUGAAAAUUCCCUCAGAGGAGUUAUUCUUGACAUCCACUUCUUGUCUCAAGCGGACUUCCUCGUGUGCACUUUUUCCUCACAGGUCUGUCGAGUUGCCUAUGAAAUCAUGCAGACACACCAUCCCGAUGCUUCAACCUACUUCCAUUCCCUGGAUGAUAUUUAUUACUUUGGUGGACAAAAUGCUCACAAUCAGGUUGCAGUGUAUCCCCAUCACCCGCGAAAUGCAGAGGAUAUACCCAUGGAACCUGGGGACAUCAUUGGUGUGGCUGGAAACCACUGGGAUGGCUUCUCUAAGGGCAUAAACCGCAAACUAGGCAGGACUGGUCUAUACCCCUCCUACAAAGUAAAAGAAAAAAUCGAGCUCGUUAAAUACCCAACAUACCCAGAAGCGGAAAAAUAAAACUGAAAACAACUUUUUUUUUUUCCACAAACCUAAACGUGCCAACUGCAAAACGAUGCAUCAGCUGAGAAGAGGGACUGGUUUGCCAUUUUUAUUUAUGUUUAAAAAAAAAAAAAAAAAAGAAUUUAACAUUAGCUCAAACAAAAGGAAAUUUAAACCAAUGAAAAUCUUCCUUAAACAUCUCUGGAGAGCUGGUAUUUUACAGUACAAAUACUGUUUCAUAUGUGGUUGAAGGGAGGACUUCUCCGAAUCAUGCUCUUACUGAUUAAAUGAGCAUCAGUGCUCUCUUCUUUGCCAUAUACUGACAAUACUCCUCAGACUAUUAACACUGCCAUGUUGUGCAAUUAGAGUGACAUGAUGUUUUAUACAUGCAAGUUUUUGACUGGUGCCUGUAACCAACUGGUUUACCUGUACAGGUGCAGCUUAAAUUACUGAGCAGUUUAUCCUUAACUAGCAUUCAGACUGCCAGAAACACUCCAUAUUGGAAAUGGUUAGAUUAUUUUAAUUAUGCUUCAGGUAAGUCCCUUAAUUAGUGUCACAUUGUUAGCAGUGAACACCUUAUCAGAAGAAAGAAACCAUUUACUGUUGUCGUAGGAAGGAUUUCAUUUUCUCUUUUUUUUUUUUAUGUUUUGUUUGUUUUUGUACAAUACAUCAUGAGCGGGUUAUUAUUUCAUUGUUUCUUGGCAUUGUCUUUGAUAACAAACAAAUAAAAUAUUACAAAAAACUA